AUGCCGCGUCCUAAUAAAAGAAAACAACAUACAUCUAAAUUGUCCAGGAAAAAAGGUCAUUUUAUAUCAGAAAAUAAGAUAGUUCUAGAUGUGGAUAUAGUACAAGAGGAGUUGCCCCAAGAUGAAUAUGAGAUGGUUCUAGAUGUGGAUAUAAAAGAAAUAUUGCAAGUUGAACCUAUACAAGAAAUCACUAUAACACAAGAAAAACCCAUUGAAGUAAAGCGUAAUAGAGCACCAUAUACCAGAUUAUCAAGAACUACAGCCUGGAGAAGAAAACAAAAAGUUGAAGUGUCAUCAAAUAUUGAAGCGUCACCUGA
This is a messenger RNA of Racocetra fulgida, 317 nucleotides long. Lineage: Eukaryota; Fungi; Glomeromycota; Glomeromycetes; Diversisporales; Gigasporaceae. The record is from the annotation of a GenBank genome assembly.